AUGGCUGGUGACAAUGCUGAGGAGCUGAGGCUUCUUCAGAUGAUUGGAACCCCUCGGUACCCUCGUCGAGGCCCAGCAACAGGGGAUCAGAAAAAGUCACAUGCGACCUCUCAGCAAAGCGUUGUGGCAAAGAUUCAGAAGCUGGGAGGUCCUCGAGACUUUGGAGGCAAGUCCUGCCAUCCGCGUCUUUGGGGACUGCCCCCUCCAGAGGAGUUGCUGGAUAAAGGACGAGCGGCAUCGGCACUGUAUCUGCAGGCCACCAAGGACACGGACACUUCUCUGUUAGAAGCCACCCGAUGUGUGGAAUCUGAUUCCCUGAUGGAGCUUACAGGUGUGGACAGAGAGGAGAAAGCUCCUCCCUGUAAAGGCCCUCUGGAUGAGGACCAUGACAGCCAGACCAGAGCUCAGAGAUCAAAGCCCCUCACAUCAAACACUGUUGGACAAGGACAUGGACUUGGACCUGCUCCCUGCUGCGUGUCUCUGAAGAGUGACAGGUCUAUGGGAGAACCUAUUGACUUCGGAGGUAGACAGCACCGUCAGUGGAGGAGCAGUAUCUGUCAGGAGAAAGAGGCUGAGCUCACCUGUGUGUCUCUGAGGAGUGACAGGUCUAUGGGAGAACCUAUUGACUUCAGAGGUGGACUGGAAUGUCAGAGAAGAUCAAAGCCAUUCACAUCAGAUGAAGCUGGCCUCGGACCUGAACCUGGACCUGCUCCCAUCUGUGAGUCUCUGAAGAGCGACAGGUCUAUGGGAGAACCUAUUGAUUUCAGAGGCAGACAGGACCGUCAAAGGAGAAUGAAUCAGCAGGUGUGUGAUGAUCACACUCUCCACUUUGACCAGCAUGAUCAGACAGAUUUGGACUCCACACUACAGCUGCUUGAGGAGACUGUCAUGACCAUGGUGAAAAAGGAGCUGAAGAGAGUACAAGGGUUCCUCAGACCAGAUGGCCAGAAGAACCUAGAUGAUCAGGAAGAGGAGGAGUUGAAGUGCGUAGAUGAGUUGAUGAGGAGCAGCAGAGAAGCUUUCCUGAAGAUCUUCAUGAACAUCCUGCGGAGCAUGGAGAAGGAUGAGCUUGCGGAUGAUCUGUGGAGCAGAAGUCAUACUGGAGUGUAUGCAGGAGGGUUGAAGAGGAGCUUGCAGAAGAAGUUCCACAGGGUGUUUGAGGGGGUUGCAAAAGCUGGAAACUCUGCCACUCUGAAUCAAAUCUACACAGAGCUCUACAUCACUAAGGAGAGCACAGACCAGAUCAACCAGGAGCAUGAGGUCCAACAGAUUACAGAAGCAAACAGAAACCAAACCAGACCAGAAACUACUAUCAUACUAGAAGACCUCUUCAAAGAGUCAACUGAGAGAGGGCAACCAAUCCGGAGCCUGCUGACAAAGGGUAUAGCUGGAAUUGGGAAGACCCUCCUAACACAGAAGCUGACUCUGGACUGGGCUGAAGACAAAGCCCACCAGAACUUUCAGCUCAUGUUUCCUUUCACCUUCAGAGAGCUGAACCUUCUGAAACAGGAGUUGAAUUUUGUGGAACUUGUUCAUCGCUUCUUUCCUGAAACUAAACAGUUAGGACUUGGCAGCUUUGAAGAAGUCCAGGUUCUGUUCAUCUUGGAUGGUCUGGACGAGUGUCGACUCCCUCUAGACUUCAGCUGUCGUGUUCUGACUGAAGCCACAGAGUCCACUUCUGUAGAUGUCCUGCUGACCAACCUCAUUAGGGGGAAGCUGCUACCCUCAGCUCGCCUCUGGAUCACCACACGACCAGCAGCAGCCAAUCAGAUUCCUCCUGAGUGCGUGAACAUGGUGACAGAGGUCAGAGGGUUCACUGAUCAGCAGAAGGAGGAAUACUUCAGGAAGAGGUUCAGAGAUCAGGACCAGGCCACGAUCAUCUCUCACAUCAGGAGCUCACAAAGCCUCUACAUCAUGUGUCACAUCCCUAUCUUCUGCUGGAUCACUGCCACAGUUCUGGAGGACAUGAUGAAGAACAAAGAGAACGAUGAACUGCCCAAGAGCUUGACUGAGAUGUACAUCCACUUCCUUGUGGUACAGGUCAAAGUCAAGAAGAUCAAGUACCAUGCAGGAGCUGGGACAGACAGAUGGGAUCCUCAGAGCAGGAAGAUGAUUGAGUCUCUGGGAAAACUGGCUUUUGAGCAGCUGCAUAGAGGAAAUUUGAUCUUCUAUGAAUCAGAUCUCAUAGAAAGUGGUAUCGACAUCACAGAUGCUGCAGUUUAUUCAGGAGUAUUCACACAGAUCUUCAAAGAGGAGAGAGGACUGUACCAGGACAAGGUUUUCUGCUUCAUUCACUUAACUGUUCAGGAGUUUCUGGCUGCUCUUCAUCUCCACCUGAAGUUCUUCAACACUGGACUCAACCUGCUCCAUUCACAGCAACCAUCCAUCCUGUCAAGAGUAAUUGGAAACAAACAUCAGAUAAAGCAAUUUUACCAGAGAGAAAUAAAAAAAGCUGUGGAAAGUCCAAAUGGACACAUGGACUUAUUCCUGCGCUUCCUUCUGGGUCUAUCUCUACAGGCCCGACAGAGCCUCCUUCAAGGUUUAUUGACACAGACAGGGAAAAGUUCCUGGACCGCUCAGGACACAGCAGAACUCAUCAAAAGGAAGAUAAAGAAAAAUGUGUCUCCAGAGAGAACGCUCAACCUGUUCCACUGUCUGAGUGAAGUGAAGGACACUUCUCUUGUGGAGGAGGUCCAACAGCUGCUGGAAUCGGGACUUCUCUCUGCAGAUCAACUGUCUCCUACCCAGUUGUCUGCCCUGGCCUUCAUCAUCGUGUCCUCGGAGAAAGAUCUGGAUGUGUUUGACCUGAAGAAGUACUCUGCAUCAGAGGUGUUUCUUGAGAGGCUGCUGUCAUUAGUGCAACGUUCAAAAGAUGUUCUACUGAGAGAGUGUGGACUGUCAGAGAAAAGUGGUGGACUUCUGUCCUCAGUCCUCAGCACUAAGUCCUCUAGACUGAAAAAACUGGACCUUAGCUACAACAUCCUGCAGGAUUCAGGGGUGGAGCAACUAUCUUUUGGACUGAAGAGUCCACACUGUCAACUGGAGACUCUCAGCCUGUGGCGGUGUAAUCUGUCAAAGAGAAGUGGUGAACAUCUGUCCACAGUCCUCUGCACUUCCUUCCCUCCUGAGUCCUCACGGCUGAAAGAACUGGACUUAAGCUACAACAAGCUGCAGGACUCAGGAGUAGAGAGUCUGUCUGCAGGUCUGAUGAGUACAAACUGCCACCUGAAGACUCUCAGACUGUUGCAGUGUAAUCUGUCCAAGAGAAGUGGUGAACUUCUGUCCACAGUCCUCAGCUGUCCGUCAACUAGUCUGACAGAACUAGACCUGAGCUCCAACUAUGACCUACAGGAUGAAGGAGUGAAGCUGCUGUCUGCUGGACUGAAGAGUCCACACUGUCAACUGGAGACUCUCAGCCUGAGGGACUGUCAGCUGUCAUACACAAGUGGUAAACUUCUGUCCCCAGUCCUCAGCUCACCGUCCUCUCGCCUGAAACAUCUGGACCUAAGACGCAACAAGCUGAAGGAUGAAGGAGUGGAGCUGCUGUGUGCUGGACUGAAGAGUCCACAUUGUCACCUGGAGACUCUCGGUCUGUCGUGGUGUAGGAUCUCUGAGAGAGGCUGUGCUUCUUUGGCCUCAGCUCUGACCGCAAACCCUUCCCAUCUCAAAGUGCUGGACCUAGGCUACAAUCAUCCAGAAGGACCAGGACUGCAGCAGCUGUUUGCUGGAGUGAAUAGUCCAGACUGGAGUCUGGAGGCUGUCAGGGUGGUUCAUGGUGGACCAGAGUGGUCUGCCGUGAGGAACAAGCCGGCAGCCAAAACCUGGGUGGAGUUCUCAAGGAGGAAUAACAGGAAUAACGGGGGAGUCAUUAGCCUCCCAAACAGUGACGAGGUCCAGUCUCUCCUACAGAAGGAUGUGAUCAAGCCCAUGAGGGCGCAGGAGAUGGAGGGAGGGUUCUACUCCUGUAACAUUGCGGUUCCCAGAAAGCUUGGAGGAUUCAGACCUAUCCUGGACCUCAGUUUCCUGAACAGGUUCCUGGCCUGUCUACGGUUCAGAAUGCUGACAACAAAGAGACUUUUGCAGUGCGUCAGGCCGAGUGACUGGAUGGUCUCCUCUGACCUUGCAGAUGCCUACUUCCACAUCUUGUUUUGCAGGAGCCACAGGAGGUUUUUCAGGCACUUUCUGUACAUUUGUCUACCGUUUGGGGACUCUCUGGCCCAGUGCACCUUCACCAAGUGUGUGGAGGUGGCGCUCAAACCACUGUGCAGAUCCAGAUCACAUAAGGCCACUGGGGUUGUGUGUGAACUUCAGCAAGAGCUCGCUGAGAUCCAGUCAGAAGGUGGUCUUCCUGGGAGUCAGCCUGGACUGAGGAACUUAGCCAGCCCUCCACCAGCCAUUGAGCAUUGUUCCUACCUCCGGUUGCUACAGCUGGCUGGGAUCACGCCACUUGAUGAGUGCAAGGUCAUCUACGUGAUGAGAAAUCCGAAAGAUGUGUUUACAUCCUCCUUUCAUUAUUAUGGGAUGGCGUCAUACCUGGUAGAUCCUGGUCCCAAAGCUGAAUUCCUCCGGAAGUUUCUCGAUGGUCAAAUCAUGUUUGGGUCCUGGUUCGAUCAUGUGAAGGGGUGGCUGGCCUCUGAUAACAAGGAGCGAGUAAUGUACAUCUCCUAUGAAGAAAUGAAAAUGGACCUGAAGGACGCUGUCACCAGAAUGGUUCAGUUUUUGGGAAAAUCUCUGGACGCUGACGUGAUUGAGAAGAUAGCUGAUCGGUGUUUGUUCCACAACAUGAAGCAAAACAAGAUGUCAAACUACUCUUUGGUUGGCCGGGAAUACAUGGACCAGGAAAAGUCAGAAUUCCUCAGAAAAGCUGAUCUGGACCUGGACACCAGCAUCAUUGUCGUCCAGGACACUUCCACUGCCACGUUACUUCUCCUCACUGCCCCUCCACUGUCUGUCAGGUCUGGGUGUGGACUACAAGGCCUUGACUAUAUCAGAAAUCACCUCGAUGAUGUCACCAGCACAAACAGCAGCCCCUCUGAGGAAGAUGACUUCUUUGCAUCUUUAGAGCAGCAUUUGCAGCCGGUGAGAGACGUUUCAGUCGUGCUGGAUUCCUGCUGCACGAUCACGGCUUCACCACAAGAACCUUGA
This is a messenger RNA of Synchiropus splendidus (mandarinfish), 5145 nucleotides long. Its product is annotated as NACHT, LRR and PYD domains-containing protein 5-like. Gene Ontology annotation, molecular function: protein binding; sulfotransferase activity. NCBI's taxonomy places the organism in Eukaryota, Metazoa, Chordata, Actinopteri, Syngnathiformes, Callionymidae. The record is from RefSeq and is a predicted model, not a curated record. The transcript has 24 exons. The coding region runs from base 1 to 5145 and encodes 1714 amino acids.